AUGGCCAAUGCGAACGCCGAGGGCGACGCCAGCUUUCUCGCACAGUUACUAGCUGUGCGGCAGUCAGGGGGAGGAGCUGGUGUAGGGGGAGUAUUUGAGAGAAUUAACGGACUCGAAGAAGCAGUCACGAUCCUUCAGUCAGAUAUGGUAGAUGCUAAAAAACAGUUACUGGAGAUGACUUUGUCCCUAGAGAAUAUUAAGCGUGACAAAGAUAACCCCAAAUUGGAUCUUGAAAUGCAAGAAUUACGACAAAGAGUUCACGGACUGGAAACCCAGCUCGACACUUGGGGGCAUUUUGAAGACGAAUCCAUUCGAAGCAUACCGGAUCAAUUGGAGGGCCUUGGUGACUGUGACAUUAACGAUGGAGAUAGGAUUGCCAGUACAGAAGAUAUCUACACAGCUGAGAUGGGAAGUGAAGCAAAAAAGGAUGACACGGAGGUGACAGGAGCUAACAAGGGGGAACCUGACACUGAGGAGAAGUUUUCUGCCAUAUUAAAACGACCAAUGACAGAAAAGUCGAAGAAAGUUCUUGUUGAUUGCAUCGGCCUUCUUGGAAACCACCCAGACCUGAACAGCGUAAUUGGAGUACUGUUUGAAAACAGCAUCCUCUCCGCGUCUGAGUUGAUGCGUUUAGAAUCCGUACAGACGACAGCUGAACAGAGUAAAAUAUUACUAACGAAGAUAUUGCCCGCGAAGGCAGAAGGAGCAUUCUGGGGUUUUCGAAAAGCUUUGGCUUCAUUACCCCAUACAGAAUUUUUGAUUGGUAUCUUGGACGAUAAAUUACGUUGUAUCUUCCUGGAACUAACAGCUGAGGUCAAGAGAGCAUUUGGGAGGUCAGUAAGGAACGCCCCUGCGGCCAGUCAGGAAAUCCAUCAACAAUUGCAAAAGUUAACCCCCGAAUUGGUGCAGGUCAUGGAGCACUUGGGCCUCAUUGUAUCCCGAAUAAGACCCGGAAGUAUCAAAAUCGAUCUCGUAUUUUGGAAUAUUGAACAGCUGGACAAGUUUUGGACAUGGCUUCACAGCAGACAGAGGUCACCACUGUCUGAUGCCUUGUCUCGCGUGAUUUUGACGGAUGAGGUUCGUGGUUUAGUGCCAGACGAUGAGCUAGUGGUCAUGCUUAGUUCUUCUCUGGAUUGGAAUGGCUAUAUGGCGGCAAGAAAACGUCUUCUAGCAGAUACCUUGUCCAAAGUGGCCAGGGACGACUUAUACUUUGAAUGCCAAAAACUGCACACAGAGGUAAAGAUCAGUCCAUAUCUGACCGUCUUUGGUGACGUCACCCGAUACUCUGACGUUUCUCCCAAGGACCUGGUGCGCCUGGCCUGCGCCAACGGGUACCCGGAUCUCAUUCCUAGACUUCAGUCUAAUUUCCCGCUGGAGUUGUCCGAUUUCACAGCGAAAGACGUCAGAUUGGAGCGUGCUCGCGAGUUGGCCAGAAUACGAGAGAAAAUGCACCGCGUUAAAGUAUCCAAAUUGAUUGACAGAAUCGGAAAGAAAGAUGCUGAAAUCAGUUCACUUGAAGGGGAAUUAAAAGAAGUGCGGUUGAAGUGUAUUUCCCUUGAAGUUGCAUUGGAAGAUCAAAGUGACAGGGGUUUGCGGACUGUUUUAGAAAAUAAAAAUGCUGAAAUUGCACGUAUUAAAAAAAUGUAUGAUGAAGAAAAGAAAAAAGCGACGAAGUUAGAGUCUGAUCUUGACUUGGCAAACAAAGAGAAAGCUGGCUUGAUGAAGCAACUUCAUUCGAAAUCUAUUGGUUUUCAAACUGAUCGAGCGAAUCAGCCAAACGUUCUGGUUGGUAAAGCACCAUUACAGGACGAAGAGCAAAUACUUGUCAAUUUUAACGAAGAAGCCCUACAGGAUGUUGGUAGAUCACGCGAAGGUUUGGGAAGAAAGCAGUCGCGGGAGCAAUUGACAAAUAUCGCAAAAGGAGAAGUUACCAGUGAAUAUCCACAUGCGUCGUCUAAUAUUGAUGAUCCUCGUGAAGAUUCCAAGAGCCCCCAAGCUGAGGCGAGCCUGUCCCAAAAUGAGCAACCGUUGACUGCCCAGGCAGAGAAAACUACCGCUCCAUUGACAGCAACUCAAAAUAGAGGAAGAAACGUUGUACGUCCAGACGGAAGGUCCAACGGUCUGGACACUGUGCUCCUGUUGGACACCUCUGGGAGCAUGGCCGGAGAGGCCUUUGACCAGAUGAUACAGGCCGUGAAAAGUAUCCUGGACAAUAUGGAGUACAGUGCUGACAUCUAUGGUUUCACUGAGAACGUCUCUCUCAUUACUGUUGGCGGAUAUAGACAGUCACGUGUCCUAGUAUCCCUGUCAUGUGACUAUCAAAGAGCCAGGAGGAUUCUGGAAACUUUAAAAUCUGAGGGAAUGUCACCGUUAGCACCUGCCAUUCAGGAAGCACAGAGGGAAAUACAAAGGAACGGUGCUUCACUCCACGUGUCCGGCCGCAAGGUGGCGCCCCGUAUUUACGUAUUUACAGACGGCAUACCAAGUGACGAAGAUGAAUAUCGUACCUCUGACCUUACGGAGGGAAAUAUGGCCAUGACCAUGCUUAUGGCAGAACGCGAAUUUUAG
Molecule: messenger RNA, 2568 nt
Organism: Lingula anatina
Lineage: Eukaryota; Metazoa; Brachiopoda; Lingulata; Lingulida; Lingulidae
Biological process (GO): regulation of apoptotic process; protein ubiquitination
Cellular component (GO): cytoplasm
Molecular function (GO): metal ion binding; ubiquitin-protein transferase activity
Source: RefSeq, a predicted model, not a curated record